Molecule: messenger RNA, 1392 nt
Organism: Medicago truncatula (barrel medic)
Lineage: Eukaryota; Viridiplantae; Streptophyta; Magnoliopsida; Fabales; Fabaceae
Product: heavy metal-associated isoprenylated plant protein 35
Exons: 3
Coding region: 42-1118 (358 amino acids)
Molecular function (GO): metal ion binding
Source: RefSeq, a predicted model, not a curated record
AAAAAGUAAAAAUAAAAAAGUGAAAUGAGAGAGUAGAAUGAAUGAGUGAUAUUGAAGUGGCAGAGAAAAGCAACAGAAGGAGCAGUGUGUUCUUGGGUCAUUGUCACAUUAUACUACUUUGGUACCCAUCUUGGCUUGUUUCCUUUGUUUUCUUGGCAUUUUCCUCUUCUCACUUUCAUUUUGAUUUCAAGUUUCCAAUUCCCUCUCACUCUCCCAACCACUUCUCUCUAAUGGAUGCUACCUCACAACCUUUGAAGUAUCAGACAUGGUUCUUGAAGGUUUCUAUCCACUGUGAAGGUUGUAGGAGGAAAGUAAAGAAAGUUCUUCAGAGCAUUGAUGGAGUUUUUACAACAACAAUCGAUCCACAACAGAAUAAAGUAACAGUCACCGGAAAUGUUGCUCUCGAGACUCUGAUAAGGAAACUUGCCAAAGCUGGAAAACACGCCGAGGUUUUGCCGGAGAAUCUUCCAGGGAAAGUAAAGGACUCCAACAAAGCUAAAAACAACAAUAAGAGUGAACAAAAAAACCAAGAAACUCAGCAAAAGAAAGACCAUUGUUCUGCAAAUACUGAAUCCAACCUCAACUCUGCCAAAGACAAGGGAAUUGAAAAUGCUGAGAAGUGUAACGGUAAAAGCAAGAGUACUAACACAAAAACCAGUGCUGGCUCACCGGAGAAAUCUCCGGCUGGUGGUAAGGGGCAGGAAACAAAGAACAAGAGUGGUCAAAGUGGCGGAGGAGAUUCUGGUAAGAAGAAGAUGAAGAAAACUCAGAGUGGAACUGGAAGCAAUGGGUUGAGUUCAGCAUCUACCGGUGCACCUGCACACACUGGAGCAGAAUUCCAGUGUCCAGGUCAGGUUGUGGGGCAAGUGAAUCUCAGCCCUACACGUCAGCAAUCGUACAUGUUGUAUCCAGAAACAUGUUAUCCUCCUUUGGUACAAUAUGCAACUUACAACAGAUUAUGUCCCAUGGGAACAAUGGGUUGUCCUUCUUACUAUGUUCCACCAUUACCCUACAUGUGUGCAGGCCUUGAUCGUGACCCUUAUCAGUUUCAAUCUACACCUUUGAUUCCCUUUGAGUUCUUCAGUGAUGAAAAUGCAAAUGGGUGUUCUAUUAUGUGAUGUUGCAUUUUUUUUUUCUGAUUUUGUUUGUUCUGUUAUAGGAUAGUUUUGUUAUGGUAAUUUUGUAAUUGACACAAGUUUAGCUUAUAGUAUGUGGUUUAUGUCCUUAGUUUAGUCGGGGCUAAUUUUACAUUUAGAAGAUCUUAGUCUUAACACUGGAAAUGCUCUGCUCAUAGCUUUAGCUUAUUUUGAUUUUGGACUAAACUGUAAAUGAUGUUCUAAUAGCCUCUGGUGUUGCAUAAUCAUGUGUUAUGAUUUUAGUGUGUGUUUCAAA